GCACGACCCGGGGCAGAGCGGGGCUCUCCGCCCGCCUGGGAGAAGAUGCACCGCCCCAGCGAGCGGCGUCGGGCUCCACGACCGAGGCGGUGGCAAUAAACCACCAGCACCCCUUUGCCUGGCCCCUCAGUGCCUUGAUUAACCCCGCGGAUGAGCCUCGGCUUCCCGAAAGCUUCCACGCUGGUUUUCCUGAGGAUGAGGCAGCCUCACCCCUGGCGGAGAGGCGUGGGGGCAGUUCUCGCUUCUGCCUUCUUUCUCCUGGGCUGCUGGGGUCUCUCUGAUUUCCAGCAGCAAUUUCUUCAGGCUUUGGAGCCGGAGGAAGUGACUUCUUAUUUUGGCCCUGAAGCUACUUUAAAAGUGCCUCCAUUCGAUGUGGCCCCUCUCAGCUGCAGCUGUGAAGAGGGGUCCCAGGGGCCUCCCUGCAGGGCCCCACGCUGCUCCCUGCGCGCCUGGGGCCGGCUCUUCACCAUCUCCUUCCCGCUGGAGCGGAGGCUCCUUACCCCCUCCUUCACCAGCGAGCACGUGCUGAACGCCUCCCUCCGGCUCCUGAGGAGGCCGCCCCAUCUCUGCUUCACGGGAGGCCGCCCCCUGCUGCCCCUGGGUGCCGUGGCCAGAGUCACUUACUGCUCGGGCCACUUGGAGGGCAACAUCCUGGUGGGUGCGGACAGGUUCUACAUCCAGCCGGUGAGGAGGCAGCACUGGGAGCUUGUGCCUCCCUGGGUUCGUUCCCAGCCCCACCUGAUCCACAGGCCUGUACCCAAGGCCCCCACAGCCCCCAAGGCCCCAGAAGUCAUCCAAGGCCGUCCUCCUUCCCCCCGCGUCCGGAGAUGGGCUGCCGGGAGUGUCCUGCACCUGGAGUUGCUGGUGGUCGUGGGCCCCGACGUCUAUCAGGCUCACCAGGAGGACACUGAGCGCUACGUGCUCACUAACCUCAACAUGGGGUCAGAGCUGCUGAGGGAUCCGUCCCUGGGGGCUCAGUUCCGAGUACAUCUAGUGAAGAUGGUCAUCCUGACCCAGCCCGAGGAUGCUCCGAAUAUCACAGCCAACAUCACUGCGUCACUGCUGAGUGUCUGUGAGUGGAGCAGGACCAUCAACCCCGAGGAUGACACAGAGCCCGGGCAUGCUGACCUGGUCCUCUACAUCACUAGGUUUGACCUGGAGUUACCUGAUGGUAACCGGCAGGUUCGGGGGGUCACACAGCUGGGGGGUGCUUGCUCGUCCUCUUGGAGCUGCCUCAUCACUGAGGAUACUGGCUUUGACCUGGGGGUCACCAUCGCCCAUGAGAUUGGGCACAGCUUGGGCGUGGAGCACGACGGUGCACCCGGCAGCGGCUGCGGGCCCAGCGGCCACGUGAUGGCGUCCCAGGACGCAGCGCCCACCGGUACCGACCUCUCCUGGUCCGCCUGCAGCCGCCGGCAACUGCUGCACCUGCUUAGCGCAGGACGGGCGCACUGCAUGCGGGACCUUCCAGAGCCGCAGGCCAGGGCCACGGGGCGCCCUCCCCAGGCGCAGCCUGGCCUCCUCUACGGCGCCGACGAGCAGUGCCGGAUUGCCUUUGGUGCUGCGGCUGUGGCCUGCACCUUCACCAGGGAGCACGUCGACAGGUGCCAGGCUCUGUCCUGCCACACGGACCCCCUGGACCAAAGCCACUGUAGCCGUCUCCUCACCCCUCUCCUGGACGGCACAGAGUGCGGCGUGCAGAAGUGGUGUUCCAAGGGUCACUGCCGCUCCCUGGCGGAGCUGAGCCCUGUGGGGGUGGUGCACGGGCACUGGUCUAGCUGGGGUCCCCCCAGCCCUUGCUCCCGCUCCUGCGGAGGAGGUGUGGUCACCCGGAGGCGGCAGUGCAACAACCCCAGGCCUGCCUUCGGAGGGCGUGCGUGUGUGGGCGCUGACCUCCAGGCUGAGAUGUGCAACACCCAGGCCUGUGAGAAGACCCAGCUGGAGUUCAUGUCUGAGCAGUGCUCCCAGACGGACAGGAAACCGCUACACCUCUCCCCGGGCAACGCCUCCUUCUACCACUGGGGCUCCGCGGAGCAGUACCGUCAAGGGGAUGCUCUGUGCAGACACAUGUGCCGGGCCAUUGGCGAGACCUUCAUUGUGAGGCGUGGGGAUAGUUUCCUGGAUGGGACCCGGUGUGUGCCAAAUGGUCGGCGGGAGGACGGGACCCUGAGCCUGUGCGUGUUGGGCAGCUGCAGGACAUUCGGCUGUGACGGCAGGAUGGACUCCCCGCAGGUGCGAGACGUGUGUCAGGUGUGCGGAGGGAACAACAGUACAUGCAGCCCGCGGAACGGCUCUUUCACGGGCGGCAGGGCCAGAGAGUAUGUCACGUUCCUGACCGUGACCCGCAACCUGACCGGCGUACACAUCACCAAUCGGAGGCCUCUCUUCACACACCUGGCAGUGCGGAUCCGAGGGCACUACGUCGUGGCUGGGAAUUCCAGCAUCUCUCCCAGCACCACCUACCCCUCCCUCCUGGAGGACAGCCGUGUGGAGUACAGAGUGGCUCUCACCGAGGACCGGCUGCCUCAGCUGGAGGAGAUCCGCAUCCUGGGACCCACCCAGGACGACGUGGAGAUCCAGGUUUACAGGCGCUACGGGGAAGAGUAUGGUGACCUCGUGCGCCCAGACAUCACCUUCACCUACUUCCAGCCUCAGCAGCCACAGGCCCGGGCAUGGGCCGCCGUGCGCGGGUCCUGCUCGGUGAGCUGUGGGGCAGGGCUGCGCUGGGUGACCUACAGCUGUCUGGACCAGGCCAGGAAUGAGUGGGUGGAGGCCGCCCGGUGUGAAGGGAGCCAGCAGCCGGCAGCGUGGCCAGAGUCCUGCGCCCCCUGGCCCUGCCCCCCACAGCAGGAGGGAUCAGACGUGUGCUCAUCAGCCUGUGGAACAGACCCGGCUUCACAGAAUAGGACGUGUGUGCGCGGGGCAGAGGGCCUGGAGGCACUGACCACUGCUGGGCCCUGCUCCUCAGACGAGAAGCUGCCUGCCCUUGAGCACUGUGUGGCCAUGGCAUGUCCUUCGGUACCGGGCCAUCCAGAACCCCAGUCUCUGGAGGAGGAGGAGGCCACAUCUGCACCAGGCAGUGCCAGGCUGGGGGCUCAUGCCGCACACAUGUGGACUCCCCUGGCGGGGCCGUGCUCUGCCUCCUGUGGUCGAGGCCUGAUGGAGCUGCGCUUCGUGUGUGUGGACUCUACCCUGGGGACCCCUGUCCAGGAAGAGCUAUGUGACUUGGAGAGCAAGCCUGGGAGCCGGCGGGAGGCCUGCCAGGCUGCCCCUUGCCCGGCUUGGUGGGAGACCCGAGCCUUGGCACCAUGCCCAGUGACCUGCGGAGGGGGGCGGGUGCCACUAGCUGUUCGCUGCGUGAGGCUGGACCACGGCCACCCUGUCCCCCUGCCUCACUCCGAGUGCUGGCGGGUGCCCAGGCCCCGCCCUGUCCAGGACUGCAGUCCGGAGCCCUGCCCUGCCAGGUGGAAAAUCAUGUCCCUUGGCCCAUGCUCAGCCAGCUGUGGCCUUGGCACGGCCACACGCUCCGUGGCCUGUGCGCAGCUCAGCCAAGGCCAGGACGUGGAGGUGGAUGGGGCAGCCUGUGCGGCUCUGGUCCGGCCUCAGACCAGCAUCCCCUGCAUCAUCGCCGACUGCACCUACCGGUGGCAUGUCAGCACCUGGACGCAGUGCUCUGUCUCCUGUGGAGAUGGCAUCCAGCGCCGGCAUCACGCCUGCCUUGGACCCCAAGCCCAGGCACCCGUGCCGGCCGCCUUCUGCCGGCAUUUGCCCCAGCCAGCCACGGUGCGGGGCUGCUGGGCCAGGCCCUGUGCCGGGCAGGGGACUCCCAGUCCGGCACCCCGUGACGAAGCCACUGCUCCAGAGCAUGCCACUGCUGGUGCUCCUCUGGAGUGGCCCCAGCGCCAGGCCCACCUCCUCUCCCCAGCCCCCCGGCUUCAGGGGCUUCUGCUUGGGCCCCAGGAGAGCCCCGCUGAGUCCAGUGCCUGCGGCCGACAGCACCUUGAGCCAACAGGAACCAUUGACAUGAGAGGCCCAGGGCAGACUGACUGUGCGGUGGCCAUCGGGCGGCCCCUGGGUGAGGUGGUGACCCUUCACGUCCUCGAGAGCUCCCUCAGCUGCAGUGCUGGGGACAUGUUGCUGCUUUGGGACAGGCUCACGUGGAGGAAGACAUGCGGGAAGCUGUCUGGCAUGACUUUCAGCUCCAAAACGAACACGUUGGUGGUGAGGCAGCGCCGUGUGCGUCCGGAAGGCGGGGUUGUGCUGCGGUACAGGAGCCAGCCUUCCUCGGGAACCCCCCACAGAGACUGUGACAUGCAGCUCUUUGGACCCUGGGGUGAAAUCGUGAGCCCCUCGAUGAGUCCUGAUGGGAGCAACUCGGGGGGCUGCCGCAUCUUCAUUAAUGUGGCCCCACAGGCCCGGAUUGCCAUCCAUGCCCUGGCCACUGAUGUGGGCACGGGAACUGGUGCCAGCUACAUCUCGAUCCGGGAUAUCCACAGCCUGAAGACGAUGACAUUUCACGGGCAGCAGGCACUCUACUGGGAGUCAGAGGGAAGCCAGGCUGAGAUGGAGUUUAGCCAGGGCUUCCUGGAGGCCCGUGCCAGCCUACGGGGCCAGUACUGGACCCUCCAAUCUAGAGUUCAGGAGCCUGGCUGGGCCGUGUCCUAGCUUUUUCUCCAAGCACAUACCUCCAGGGACCUGUGGGCACAGUGGGAUGCCUCCUCUAGACCCUGGAAGAGAAAAGAAGGAGCCUGACAUUUAUGAGCACCUGUUAGGUGCCCGGCGAGCCCCAGAGGGUUGGCUCUGGUCUCUUGAGUGCUUUCCAGUUUGGAUUUCCUCCAAUCUUUAAGUGUCUCCUUUAGGACCUCCUACAACAUGCAAAAGGCAGGCGGUGGAAAGUAAGGGACUGGACUCUCUGGAAAGGCAGUCUCCAGCCUCUGUACCAAUAAACGGAAUGUGCAG
Callorhinus ursinus (northern fur seal) is the source of this 4959-nucleotide messenger RNA. RefSeq names its product ADAM metallopeptidase with thrombospondin type 1 motif 13 (gene ADAMTS13). Gene Ontology annotation, biological process: extracellular matrix organization; proteolysis. Gene Ontology annotation, molecular function: metalloendopeptidase activity. NCBI's taxonomy places the organism in Eukaryota, Metazoa, Chordata, Mammalia, Carnivora, Otariidae. The record is from RefSeq and is a predicted model, not a curated record. Gene Ontology annotation, cellular component: extracellular matrix.